Colletotrichum higginsianum IMI 349063 is the source of this 870-nucleotide messenger RNA. RefSeq lists its product as uncharacterized. The transcript has 3 exons. The record is from RefSeq and is a predicted model, not a curated record. NCBI's taxonomy places the organism in Eukaryota, Fungi, Ascomycota, Sordariomycetes, Glomerellales, Glomerellaceae. Bases 1 to 870 code for a protein of 289 amino acids.
AUGGUUCUUGUGAACGCCCAGGACCCGACGCCCGAGGCCGCUGCCUCGGGCCGUGCCGCGUUGCCGGAUUAUGUCACGACGCCAAACGCCGUUUUCGACGAUGAAGGGGUCCAGUGGAGAUACGGCAGAGCGCCAGACUACACAAAAACUCGCAAGGUCUGGAGGGAGGGCAAGAAGAUGAGCCACAAGGCUGGCAGCCUCGAAGAGAUCGUGGAGAACUUGGUCAAGAACUGGGAGGUCGAGGCCUCUUUCAAGACACGGCUUGAGGACUGGCGGACCGUCGACCACGCGAAAUACACCUUCUCCGUCAACGGGGGCCCGCCGCAGACGGGCGAGCACAUGCUCAAGGUCGGCACUUACAACGCCGUCAUCACGCCCAACGAGUACUACAGUCCCGACUACUCCGACUUCGCAUCGAGCCACAAGACUUUCAAAAGGAUGAUGCCCAACUUCGCGUGGGAGGUCCUUGAGGUCUACAGCGGCCCGCCCUGUGUGGCUUUCAGGUGGCGUCACUGGGGGUACAUGAAGAACGACUACGUGGGAUUUAACGACAAAGGAGACAAAGUCACAGCCAAGGCUCAUGGAGGACCCAUCGACAUUGAAGGCGUGACAAUCGCGAGGGUUGACGAUCAGCUCCGCUUGCAGGCCGUAGACACUUGGUUCGACUCGCUGCAGAUGUUUAGACAGAUCGCCCCGGAGGGCGUGGUCAAGAAAGAGGCCAAGACUGAUAACAGGGGGCCCGAAGCCAGGUUCGACGAGGCGGUGGCGCAAGAUGCCAAGCUGUCGCCUGAGGACAUAAGUAAACUGCACAGCGAUGUGGUGAAUGGUAAGAGGUCAGGAGGAUGUCCUGUGAUGAUGAAUAGGGAGUAA